Molecule: messenger RNA, 1428 nt
Organism: Talaromyces atroroseus
Lineage: Eukaryota; Fungi; Ascomycota; Eurotiomycetes; Eurotiales; Trichocomaceae
Product: Aspartate aminotransferase, cytoplasmic
Exons: 4
Coding region: 1-1428 (475 amino acids)
Biological process (GO): L-aspartate biosynthetic process
Cellular component (GO): cytosol
Molecular function (GO): L-aspartate:2-oxoglutarate transaminase activity; pyridoxal phosphate binding
Source: RefSeq, a predicted model, not a curated record
AUGGCCCCGUCCCCACCCCCACACCCGCUGCCCGCAGCUCUAUCUCUAUCUCGAUCUCUAUCACCAUCUCCGUCUCUACCAGACACUCCUUCGUCACAGUCCCGCCUCUCCCAGCUGUCCUCGCACCUCUCGACCGCCUCACACACCAUGGCGGCCGUCUUCUCAGCCGCCAAUGUGCCCCAGGCCCCCGAGGAUCCCCUGUUCGGCCUGAUGCGUGCGUACCGCCAAGACCCCUUCGCGAAGAAAGUCGAUCUGGGCAUUGGCGCCUACCGCGACGACCAUGCGAAGCCGUGGAUUCUGCCUGUUGUGCGCAAGGCAGAUGAAAUCCUACGGAGCGACCCAGAGCUCAACCAUGAAUACCUGCCCAUUGCGGGCCUGCCGCAGUACACAGGCGCUGCGCAGAAGCUGAUUCUGGGAGCAGACAGUCCUGCCAUUCACGACGGACGGGUAGCAACCUUCCAGACCAUCUCAGGCACUGGCGCUGUGCAUCUAGGCGCGCUCUUCCUGGCCAAAUUCCACCCCCUCCGCCCGGCGCCCACAGUCUACCUCUCCGACCCAACGUGGGCCAACCACAACCAAAUCUUCACGAAUGUCGGCCUCCAGAUCGCCAAGUACCCAUACUUCUCCGCGCAGACCAAGGGCCUCGACAUCGACGGCCUGCUGAGCACCUUACUCGCCGCCCCAGCCGGCUCCAUCAUUGUGCUGCACGCCUGCGCCCACAACCCCACGGGCGUCGACCCAACGCACGAUCAAUGGAAGCAGAUCGCCACCGUGAUCCGCGAGCGCGGCCACUUCCCCUUCUUCGACUGCGCAUACCAGGGGUUCGCAUCUGGUGACCUGGCGCGCGACGCCUGGGCAAUCCGGUAUUUCGUCAGCCAGGGGUUUGAGACUUGCGUGGCUCAAUCGUUUGCGAAGAAUUUCGGUCUGUAUGGCGAGCGUGCUGGUGCUUUCCACUGGAUUUCGGCCCCCGAUGCUGCUGCUACCAGCCAGGUUACAACGGGCAAUAUAGCCAGCCAGCUGGCGAUUUUGCAGCGGUCUGAAAUCAGUAAUCCGCCUGCCUAUGGCUCGCGGAUUGCGAGUAUUGUGCUCAAUGACCCGCAGUUGUUUGCCGAGUGGGAGGAGGAUCUGCGCACGAUGAGUGGGAGGAUUGCCGAGAUGAGGCUCGGGUUGCGCCAGCGUUUGGAAGCGAGGAUUCUUGCUGACAGCAGUAAUAUCAUCAAUGGCUCGCAGGCUAAUUGGGCGCAUAUUACGAGUCAGAUUGGAAUGUUCAGUUUCACGGGGCUGAGCGAGAGUCAAGUCAAGGUUUUGAGGGAGAAGUGGCAUAUUUAUAUGACCAAAAAUGGUCGUAUAUCCAUGGCGGGCAUCAACUCGCAUAAUAUCGAUUAUGUGGCCGAAGCUAUUGACAGUGUUAUUCGAGAGACUGCAUGA